Molecule: messenger RNA, 1791 nt
Organism: Thyridium curvatum
Lineage: Eukaryota; Fungi; Ascomycota; Sordariomycetes; Thyridiales; Thyridiaceae
Exons: 3
Coding region: 1-1791 (596 amino acids)
Molecular function (GO): acyltransferase activity, transferring groups other than amino-acyl groups
Source: RefSeq, a predicted model, not a curated record
AUGCAGUGGCAUAUUGAAGUCAUACCACGCGACGAACAGGGGCAGGCAUUCUACCUGGACAAGUACAAGAAUUUUAGGCUCAUGGCACUCCGCGUGAACCCAGGGUUGGCUGGUUUCAAGAGCACAGACAGGCAGCAUGGAGACGCUGACACAAGCCAACUUCUCUCAGCUUUCGGUUCGACACUCGCGCGAGAACUCGCAUUCGACGACAGCGUCUGGCUGUCACGGCUGGCCAACCCUGUCAAUGCAUUCUUUGUUGCUGUCCGCGACACGCCAGAGAACAGCCGCGACAUCCUUUCGUCGGUCUGCGUCAGGGGACCGCUGCCGCCUCCCGAGGACGACGAGGGCUACCUGCCCAUGGUCUUGAGGAAGCCGUCCAAGGAGUACAGCGACAAGGAGGACCCAUUGCUGUUCAUGAUUAACGGCAUCUGGACGCUGCCCGAGGCACGGCGAAUGGGCGUUGCGCUUGCACUCAACGAAGCCGCCAAGGAGCACGCGCUGAGCGAGACUCGCGCACGAGGGCGGAGCGAGUGCGUCCUGACGGUCGAGGCGUACCUGAGCAACCUGCCAGCGGUGUCCUUCUACCAGAGGGCGGGCUAUUCUGUUUGCGGGCUGGCAGGAGGGGCCGAGAUUAUCUCUGUUGUCAUCUUUCUGCUCGUCCCUUCUUUCUUUUGCUGGCAAAACCCCGCGGAUGCGAGCAGUGCCUCGUUCUCUAUCACAUUCAAGACGACGACGACGACGAGGCUUCAGAUCGCAGUGCGACAAAUCGCUUUGUCUACAGGAAACCCACGAAACGGCAUUUUCGGCUUUGUGGAACUUUGGCAGGGCACACGAACGUCAUACACUGGGCACGUUGAGUGUCUACCUGAGUGUCUAUCUGCCUGCUCAGCACCUGGCUGCUGCAAGUCGCAGCAUCCAGAUCAAACUUCACCCAUCCCAUACUACCUCAAGACUCGCCAGUCAAGCAUGGCGACCUCGUUACCUCUUCAGCAGCUCCUUCUCGCUGUUCUGCUAUUCUUCUCUCCUCUGGCGCAAGCCGCAGAUCGUCAGGGGGCUCCGGCGCAUCAAGUACAAGCUCGCGCUGGCGGUGAAUUCAUCUUUCCUGGCUGUGUGAACGAUUGCGUCGGCGGCUCCGGAUGUGGCACGAAUGAUCCGCAGUGCAUGUGCAAGGCCGCACGGGGAAACCUCCUCGAGGCCGUCGUCACCUGCAUGUCCAAGCACUGCACCAGCCAGAUCGCUACCGCCAAGAUCGACUUCCUGGCCAUCAUGGUGACCGACUGCGCGCAAGAGAGCUUGCCCAUCCCAUCCGCCAAGAUCCAGUCCGCCCAGCGGCUUGCCGACCAGCUGGCGGCCGGCGCCUCCUCUGCUGCUGCAGACACGCCCUCGACUUCAGCUACGUUGCAGACGGCGCAGAUGGCCUCCACGGCCAUUCUGAGGUUGCCAUCCACGAGUAGCGCACAGGCUGCACAGUCCUCGGCCUCACCCGCCAGGUCUUCCGUCAGUUCCGCUGCGCAGUCCUCCACGAACGGGCCCGCGUCAACCAGUGAGGAUGCAGAUACGGCAACGACCUCUUCUAAAGCCGCGGCGACGCCCUCUACUACGUUGGAAGUAGCGGUCACCAGCAAGGCUGCUGCCAAGACGGACGCGCAGAAGUCAACAUCGACCAAGAACACCAAGACAGACCCGACGGACACGACUCCCUUCGGAGCCAGUGAGGGCUCUAUCAAAGCGCCACUUGGCUGGUUGUCUCUGGCUGUUCCUCUGCUUGCCACUCUAGCAGUACUAAGAUGA